GUCUUUUCUCUCCACUUACUCACGAGUGUGGGCUUUUAAAAUCUUUCCCUCGACUCCACCCAAAUCCUCGCCGGCGACAGAAAACCCUAGAUUCGAUUCACCGCCGGUUCCUCCACCAAUGUCGUCGUUCAAUCUAUUCUCCACCCCACAACAGCCCCAGCAGCAAACAGCAACUCCUUCCCCCUUUCAAACUCAAUCGUUUCAGCCGCAGACCAAUUCCUUCUUCUCCCAACCUCCACAGCAGCAGCAGCAGCAAACGCCGUCGUUUCAGCCGCAACAGUUCCAACAACAACAACAACCACAACAGCAAGUACAACAGCUGUAUCUCUUCACGAACGACAAAGCUCCGGCGAGUUACAGCACCAAGUGGGCCGAUCUUCACCCCGAUUCUCAGAAACUCCUCCUUCAGAUCGAAGGGAAGAUAUUAGAGUACAGAAGCGAGAGUCAGAGGCUAGACCAAUGCAGUCGUCUUUACGAUUCCUCUGUUUCAACCGAAGGGUUCGAGUUUGAUGCUAGCCGCAUUGUUCAGGAGCUUGGUGGGAUUAACACUACCAUGGACAGACAGAAAGCUGUUCUCCACGAGCUUAUGGUGGUUGUUAAAGACAUGCUGCGUGAUUCCGAGGUUGCUGUUCGGUCUUUCAUUAUGCUACAGCCAAGAUUCCCUCAAUCUAAGCCACGUGGAGGAGGAGGAGCUGCUACUGGUUCUGAGGCGCAGGGAGCUAACCAGGCUGCUGCUUCCUCUGGUCAUCAACAGCAAGGAGUUGCUUCCGUUGUUCAAGUUUCUGAUUUUUACCGUGGGGUUCCGAGGAAGCCCACUGUUUUCUUACAGCAGACGGUUGCGAGGUUUGAGAAGUAUCUAGGCGAGUGUAGACAGUGGGUUGAGGAGCUGGAGCAGCUGCUUGCUUUGGAUUCCGACAAGUUUAGUCGGCAUGUUUCUCUUUUGGAGUCUCUUCCGAAAGUCAUCUCUAAUGUCCAUGACUUCUUUGUUCAUGUCGCUGCUAAGGUUGAGAAUAUUCACCAAUACAUUGAGUCGAUGAGGACGGCGUAUCUUGCUGACCAGCGUCGGAGAGGAGAGUGCCAUGACCCGUUUCUUGAGGCGGAUCGGAGGGAAACAGCGAAACAAGAAGCUGCUGCUAAAAGAGUCCACCCAACUCUUCAUCUACCUGCUAAUACUGCUACAAGUACACAAACCUCAACCCAAGUUGCUGGAUUGAUUACCAGCUCAAAUGCUCCACCAGCAUCUGCAGCCUUUCCAACACCAAACCCUUCUUCAGGAGGCGGGUUGUUUCUUAGCACGCCUGCUUCUGCUGCACCUGCGACUUCUCUCUUUGCUACACCAUCUUCUGCUGCUCCUAGCUCUUCUUUGUUUGGAGCAGCAGCUACUCCUUCGCAGACACCACUCUUUGGUUCUUCACCGGCUUCUACAUUUGGUUCUGCUCCAUCUUUGUUUGGACAGCCAACUCCAUCAAUUGCUGCUACGCCUUCACAGUUUGCAGGUAUUACACCGGGUUCAGGAGCCAGCUUCGGUUCUAUGACUAAAUACUCAAGGCCAAAAUCUAGAACUUCCCGCCGUUAGCAACUGGAUUCUUCUCAAGUUCCAUCUCUCAGCCUGACCACACAUCAUCACAUCUCUUGAGAGUUCAUCUAUUUCGCUUGGUGUUGUUUAGUUUGGUGAAAGUGGG
Messenger RNA from Brassica oleracea var. oleracea, 1682 nucleotides. RefSeq names its product nuclear pore complex protein NUP58. The transcript has 5 exons. The record is from RefSeq and is a predicted model, not a curated record. Gene Ontology annotation, molecular function: structural constituent of nuclear pore. Lineage: Eukaryota; Viridiplantae; Streptophyta; Magnoliopsida; Brassicales; Brassicaceae. Gene Ontology annotation, cellular component: nuclear pore. Gene Ontology annotation, biological process: nucleocytoplasmic transport. Bases 119 to 1576 code for a protein of 485 amino acids.